This is a messenger RNA of Pteropus alecto (black flying fox), 2863 nucleotides long. RefSeq names its product p21 (RAC1) activated kinase 4 (gene PAK4). Gene Ontology annotation, cellular component: cytoplasm. The record is from RefSeq and is a predicted model, not a curated record. Bases 305 to 2083 code for a protein of 592 amino acids. NCBI's taxonomy places the organism in Eukaryota, Metazoa, Chordata, Mammalia, Chiroptera, Pteropodidae. Gene Ontology annotation, molecular function: ATP binding; protein serine/threonine kinase activity. Gene Ontology annotation, biological process: regulation of MAPK cascade; intracellular signal transduction; protein phosphorylation. The transcript has 10 exons.
GCCCCGUUGCUAUGGGGACUGGUGGGCGGCGAAGGGGGAAAGCCCCGGAUGUUCGUUGGGGAUUCAACAUGGCGAUGGCAGCGGCCGCGGUGGUGGAGGCGCAAGAGAGUUGAGGGCAACGCGAGCGUGCGGAGUUUCGGGCCAAGCAGCUAGACCGUGAGCGACUGCGGCGCCAAGCCGAUGAGUAACCCGACGCUCCAAGAAGAGACGUCACCUGCCCGAGGGCACUUCUAGCCCAGCCAGUGCCAAACCAGGCCUGCCACAGGAGCCCAAGUCUGCGCCCUGCGCCGAGAGCCACGACACCAUGUUUGGGAAGAAGAAGAAGCGGGUAGAGAUCUCGGCACCGUCCAACUUCGAACACCGCGUGCACACGGGCUUCGACCAGCAUGAGCAGAAGUUCACGGGGCUGCCCCGCCAGUGGCAGAGCCUGAUCGAGGAGUCAGCUCGCCGGCCCAAACCCCUCGUUGACCCCGCCUACAUCACCUCCAUCCAGCCCGGGGCCCCCAAGACCAUCGUGCGGGGCAGCAAAGGCGCCAAGGAUGGGGCCCUCACACUGCUGCUGGAUGAGCUCGAGCACAUGUCGGUGACACGCUCCAACUCCCUGCGGAGAGGCAGCCCGCCGCCACCUGCCCGUGCCCGCCAGGAAAAUGGGAUGCCCGGGGAGCAGGCCGCCAUGGCCAGAGGGGGCCCAGAAAAGGCGGGCAGCCAAGGCCGGGUCACCGGUCGCAGUGAGGCAGGUGGCAGCAGUGGUGACCGGCAGCGGGUAGGGCCGGAGAAGAGACCCAAGUCUUCCAGGGAGGGCUCAGCGGGGCCCCAGGAGUCCUCCCGGGACAAGCGCCCCCUCUCCGGGCCUGACGUCAGCACCCCCCAGCCUGCUGGUCUGGCCAGUGGGGCGAAAGUGGCAGCCGGCCGGCCCUUUAACACGUACCCGCGGGCUGAUACGGAUCACCCGUCUCGGGGCACCCAGGGAGAGCCGCACAACAUGGCCCCCAAUGGGCCAUCAGUGGGGGGCCUGGCUGUCUCCCAGUCCUCCUCCUCCCGGCCUCCUACCCGAGCCCGCGGCACCCCCAGCCCUGGAGUGCUGGGCCCCCACGCUUCCGAGCCCCAGCUGGCCCCUCCGACCCGUACCGUCGCCGCCCCCGCCGGCCCCCCUGCCCCUGGGCCCCCUGGCCCCCGGUCGCCACAGCGGGAACCCCAGCGCGUGUCCCACGAGCAGUUCCGGGCUGCCCUGCAGCUGGUGGUGGAUCCUGGUGACCCCCGCUCCUACCUGGACAACUUCAUCAAGAUCGGCGAGGGCUCCACAGGUGUCGUGUGUAUUGCCACAGUAAGAAGCUCCGGCCGGCUGGUGGCCGUGAAGAAGAUGGACCUGCGCAAGCAGCAGAGGCGAGAGCUGCUGUUCAAUGAGGUGGUGAUCAUGCGGGACUAUCAGCACGAGAACGUGGUGGAGAUGUACAACAGCUACCUGGUGGGCGACGAGCUCUGGGUGGUGAUGGAGUUCCUGGAGGGGGGCGCCCUCACCGACAUCGUCACCCACACCAGGAUGAACGAGGAGCAGAUCGCCACCGUGUGCCUGGCCGUGCUGCAGGCCUUGUCUGUGCUCCACGCCCAGGGUGUCAUCCAUCGGGACAUCAAGAGCGAUUCCAUCCUGCUGACCCAUGACGGCAGGGUGAAGCUGUCCGACUUCGGGUUCUGCGCCCAGGUCAGCAAGGAGGUGCCACGGAGGAAGUCACUGGUCGGCACACCCUACUGGAUGGCCCCAGAGCUCAUCUCCCGCCUUCCCUACGGGCCAGAGGUGGACAUCUGGUCUCUGGGGGUGAUGGUGAUUGAGAUGGUGGAUGGGGAGCCCCCCUACUUCAAUGAGCCACCUCUCAAAGCCAUGAAGAUGAUUCGGGACAAUCUGCCACCCCGACUGAAGAACCUGCACAAGGUGUCACCGUCCCUGAAGGGCUUCCUGGACCGCCUGCUGGUGCGGGACCCGGCACAGCGGGCCACGGCGGCCGAGCUGCUAAAGCACCCGUUCCUGGCCAAAGCGGGCCCGCCCGCCAGCAUUGUGCCCCUCAUGCGCCAGAACCGCACGAGAUGAAGCCGGCAUCCUGUCCCUGAACCAAAGAGCCCCUUGGGUCACCCCUGCCCUGUCAGAGGCCAGCCGGGGGCCGGCCCCUGCUCCGCCCAGCCUGGGAGACACUCCGUGUGGCAGGGUCGGUGUGCGGGACCUUACUACUGAACUGAAAACACAGGGACUCGUGGAAGCGAGUGAGGCUCCCAGGGCCCCCCGCCCCCGGGACAGGCCCUCCCUGUGUUCCCCUGUCUCCGAGAAGGACAGGCGGCCCUCCCAUCACUGGAAGCUGCAGCGGGGGCCGCUGGGGGUGGAGAGAACACUAUGAAGAGGGGUGUGUGUGUGAGUGUGUGUGAGUGUGUACAUGGUGUGUGCUCACGUCGGAAGGUCCAGCUCCUGUCCUCCAGCCUGCGAGUGGGUGUCUCGGACCUUGCCUGACAUACAACCCCCUCUCCCCCUGAGCCAUGGCGGGGGUCGAUCAUGAAUGUCUGAAGAGUGGCCUUUCCCUUAGCCCCGCACCCUCUCUGGUUGGACGGGGAGACGGGGGCAGGGCUUCCCUCUCACCCCGGCCUUUGCAGAAAACGACUACUGCACCUGGACAGCCUCUUCUUUUCUAGAAGUCUAUUUAUAUUGUCAUUUUAUAACACUCUAGCCCCUGCCCCCACCUGGGGACAAAUGGUCCCUGUCCUGUGGGGUGACACGGGGGACAGAACCACUGCUUGAAGAAUCAGGUUCCUGCCCCCUCAGUGCAGCCCUGCCCUCCCCCGCUUCAAGUUAGUUUUACAAUUAAAACAUUUUCUCAUUUUG